Molecule: messenger RNA, 615 nt
Organism: Carya illinoinensis
Lineage: Eukaryota; Viridiplantae; Streptophyta; Magnoliopsida; Fagales; Juglandaceae
Product: alkylated DNA repair protein ALKBH8 homolog
Exons: 3
Coding region: 1-615 (204 amino acids)
Molecular function (GO): nucleic acid binding
Source: RefSeq, a predicted model, not a curated record
AUGGCACUUUCUUACGACUCCAUUGCCUCAGUUUUCAGUGCCUUUGGGGAACUCAAAGGUGUCUUUGCGGCUGACGACAACGGUGCCCAUGAUAUUGUUUCUCAUCAUGAUGAGAGCUCUGCCACAGCUGCAUUGGAAGCAUUUGAUGGACACCCUUCUCUUGACCUUGGAGGCUAUUCGUUGCACGUCCGGUAUUCAGUACUUCAAUCCGCUUCACAGAUAGUGGGAUGUGCUACAAGGGAUGAUUUGUUGCAAGCAGCUGAGUGGAUGCAGCACAGGGGUUACCAUCGUACGUUGCAGGUGCUAAAUGUAUUGCAUGCAGCUGAGUGGAUGCAGCUAGUGGAGCAGGACAGAGUCCGCCAUGCAGCAUACUUGUUGGCAAUGGAGAAGCAGGAGGGAUUUUCAGGAAUUUCAAGGGUAGUAGUGAGGUGGGCUCGAGGUGGCGGCCAAGAGAUUGUACCAUCCGUGAACUGUCUGGGACGGCUUGAACCAGUCUGGGAGCGUGUCAUCAUUUGUCUUACAUGCUGCAGAGCAAGAUGUGAUGAAGCCAGUUUGGGAGGAGAUGAGUUAGAGGAUGGAAUGGGACCAAGAAUUGAUGAAGAUGGAACGGUUUGA